Molecule: messenger RNA, 3352 nt
Organism: Phyllostomus discolor (pale spear-nosed bat)
Lineage: Eukaryota; Metazoa; Chordata; Mammalia; Chiroptera; Phyllostomidae
Gene: TNFSF4
Product: TNF superfamily member 4
Exons: 3
Coding region: 168-716 (182 amino acids)
Biological process (GO): immune response
Cellular component (GO): membrane
Molecular function (GO): cytokine activity; tumor necrosis factor receptor binding
Source: RefSeq, a predicted model, not a curated record
UCUGCGCUUUCAAUUGCCUCUUAUCUCUGGUCCUGGGACCUCUGCGGAUUUUCUGAUCGACCCGCUUCGUUUCGUGAUCCUCUCCUUCUUGGCUGCGGAGAGGACCCUGUCUCCCCCAGAUCUCCCCUUGGCUCGGUUUUCAUCUUUCCUGCAUCCGGAUUGCGAAGAUGGAAGGGGUCCAAGCCCUGAAUGAGAAUGUGAGAAGCACACCAGGGCGGCGAUUCCCGACAAACAAGCUCUUGCUGGUGGCUGCCGUGGUCCAGGGGCUGGGGCUGCUCCUCUGUCUCACCUACAUCUGCCUGCACGUCUAUGCUCCCCAGGUGCCACCUCAGUAUCCUCCAGUUCAAAGGAUCAGAGCACAGUUUACCAGCUGUGACAGUGACCAAGGUUGCCUCCUCACAUCCCCAGGCGAGGAGACCAUGACGGUGCAAGACAACUCAAUUCCCAUCAAAUGCGAUGGGUUUUAUCUCAUCUCCAUAAAGGGCUACUUCUCCCAGGAGAUCAACCUCAACCUGUAUUACCGGAGAAACCUGGAAUCCCUCUUCUCCCUGAGCAAAGUCACAUUCGUCAACUCUGUCACCGUGGCCUUUCUGGCUUACAAGGACAAAGUCUACUUGAAUGUGACCACCCACAAUACCUCGUACGAAGACAUCCAGGUGAAUGGCGGGGAGUUAAUUCUCAUUCACCAAAAUCCUGGGGGAUUCUGUGCCGAAUGAGGACCUGACGCCCACAUGGAGGCCAGCGCCGAGCAUACACGCUACACGGAGGGUGGGCAGGACACGGACUCUUCCUUGGGAGGGGAGGAGUCGUCCCAGCUCAGCCCCAUCUACGGCCACACAGGAUGUGACUGGAAGACCCCCCCUACCCCUACUCAGGGAUAUUUAAGACUUAUUUUAUGUAUCAUUGAACUUUAUUUAUCCUCGUAUCUACCAAACGACUCAGCCCUCCUCCCCCACGCCUCCCGGGUGCCUCUGUGGGAUGCGAAAGUAGGCGCCUCCCCCCGAAGACGCACUGUUUCCACUGGGCAGGAAACCGUCGUAAUAAACUUGCUGUAUUGACAAAAACACUGGACUACCAUUUGCUAGACACUUGACACCUGGCACUGUCAACCCAUGGAGGACCCGGGAGGGGGGCGAUGAGUCUGCCGAAGACAGUGUGGACCUCCUCCUGAUAGCCGGGGCUGCCUCUCCAGCGUAGACUUGGCUGCAGUCUGAUCGUUGCCCGAAUACCUCUUGUUUGGUGAAGUUCGGAAGGAAAAUCACCUUGCGAGCAGCUGUCCGGACUUGGCGGAGAGAGGCAGCUAAGGCUGAGUCCGUGCCCUGGGCUUGCUUUCUUUACCACUCUCCCAGCCGCCAAGUGUUCUACAUAGAAAUUCUCUCUCAAAAGCCCACCCCGGUGAUGUGAUACGGGGAAAAAUCAAAUCGGCCAUUAAGGAAAACCGAGGAAAAGCAUCCUCUGACCCAGGAGAGCGAGAGGGUUUGCUGGAGCGCACGGGAGAGCAGUGAACCUGGAACUCUCGGGGGAAAAGUCAGUAAGACUCGAAGUAGCCUGGGGAGGAAAUCACGCUCUUUGCCACAGUUUGCCAGAGGGACACGGAUGUGUCCUCCUCCUUAUGCUGACAAACACUCACCCCCAUGCCUUGCACACGCACACGCCACAUGGCUAGUUUCACAGACGAAUUCCAUGGUCACAUGCAAAGUCAUGUCACAGACACUGAGCGCACCCUGUAUCUUAUGAAAAACAAUAAUCUCUGUGUAGAAACACCCUGGUGUCCCAGCGAUACCCGAAACUAGAGGGACCCACCAGCAGCCAACCCCUUAAUGUUUCAUGGAAAUGCUCCUCCCGAUCAGGCUGCCAGCAUAGUAGACAGUGGGAUUUUUCAUAAGUCAAAUUUCACGUGAUUGUGUAGGUUCUCAAAUUCUGGCCAACAUUUUAUUUUUUAACAGGAGCCAGUGUUUCCCUGCCAUUUUAAAUACAGCGCACAAAAAUGCCACAGACUUUCUCUGGAUGGUUCUGCGUCCUCCCCGUCACUGUCCUGUGCUGCAAGGCAGUGACACCUCCGGGCUGUUCAGAAAGGUGGCAGGCAGUUUGCCCCUGCACUAGAUGGUCUCGCUCAGAUUUCAUUACUUUUAUGUCUGCUCAGCGUAGCUUUCCAUCUCAUCUGAAAGGACCUGUCUCCAAAGAUCUUCCUGCCUUUCUAUCCUAGUCUGUUGUGGAGACAUAAAUAAGUGCUCAGUAAAAAGAAAAAGGUAACUAAGAGAAAUUGUGCCUAAAGGUACGAGUGAUCGAGGUCUAGAUGGUGGCCAAGGCCUCACGUAAUCCUAACCAUAACCACAGGUAGACAUUUAGGGAGGGCCUACUGUGGACCGGGCAUCAGGAAAAAUGGUUUACGCGAACCAUGCUGAGCAAGAUGCUCUGUAAAUCUGUCUUGACUACUCAGAGGAGCUGUGUGUGUAGACACGCACACACAGGAGCAUGUUGACUAUGGUCUGCAAAGCUGAUAUUACUCACUGAGUGUUAUCUCCUAAGUAAACGUUUAUGACUGUAGAUAAUAUUUAAGAAAAUGUAUGUUUACUUUGUUACGUUUGGAACUUCUGACUGUAUUUCACCUGGACACGCACAUUCCAGGCCUACACACAAUUGUUCUGGCGGUUGUUUGCCGUCGGUGGCAUGGCCUCUACCCACAGAUGCCUGCUCCCUGUGGGCACACCUGGCCUGCUCGUUCCUCGCUGGCCUCCUUCAGCCACGCAGGGAUGUUCCUGCCAUGGAGCAAACUCACUCCCCCACCUCCUCUCCUUCAAAACAGGCAUGUCCCCUUUGAGUCAUUCCUUCCAGGGGACAAUGAACUCUUCUCUGGACACAGCAGAGUUCUGUGGAAACAGAACUGAAUUGAGAAGUCAGGAGACUGGAAUUCUAGUUUGACUCAGUCACUAACUAGCCAAAUGACUCUGGGCAAAUGAUUCCCCAUUUCUUAACCCUGCUUUCCGCCCUGGUUAAGCGAUCACUUUAGAAUCUUAAUGCUCAUAGGCAACCGCGAAAGUGCAUGCUGAGUGUCCGUGUACUGGUUGCUAUGAGUCCACAUAUAUGUAACUUCUUUUACUAUAUGUUUUUUUCCCCCCUUGGACAAGCUAGCAGUCUUUCCUCAGCCUUCUUGGUGAGUCCUUCAAGACCAGUUAUCAAUUGUUACUUAGUGACUUCCUCCUUAGGGAAUGACAUAAGGGAUCUAAUCUUGAUCUAAGUCAUAAUUUGUUCUUGAACAUACUGGGCAGGUCCCCUAUUUUAAGUCCUUGUUUUGUAUUUAGUACUUUCUUGACUCUCAGAGAGUAUUAAUAUUGAUAUUAAUAAUAUAGCU